GCAGUAGCAUCGUGAAUUGAAUGCGCGAUAUUGUAUGGUCACAGAGUUGUCUGUGACUUCAUGAGCAGCAGGGAGAAAACAGCAAAGGAAAACGCUAACCUUUAUCGGGGGAAAAGAUCUGAGAAAACACACACCACUGUAGCCAAGAGUGUUACGGAAUUCAAGUUUCCGUGGCUGCCCGGUGGAAAAGAAUGCCAUUAUAACUUUCAGCAAACAUUUUUUUCCUCAAACGUGAUUUUUUUUUUUUUUUUUUUACGUGGGAGGAGAAUGACUGUCCCAGCUGAGGACCCGUAAAAAUAUACUGGUGAUCUUUUUGUUGUUAGCUAACUAUUUAGCAUGCCAGCGUCGUUGCCUUUUAAACUAGCAUUGCCCACUUGCUAAAUUUAGUUUGGAAUAAUUCAAUCAGUUGCGAUUCUAUUUUAUCACACAUCAAGCUAGCUAGUUAUGUUCUGAGCUUUUAGCAUUGUGGUCCUCGUUAACAUUUUUAGCCACUUUUAAUUCAGUUAGCGUUAUUUACUUGCGCCAGCAUUAGUUAUCUAAAAUUAACCCACACUUUACCUGUUAUUUGCAUAGCUAGUGUUAUCAAAUUAUAGUAAUUUAGUUAUUUUCUUUACCGAUGCCAUACGAGUUUGUUUUACGCACUUGAAGUAUCUAGCUAACUGGCUACUUACCGAGCUAAUUUGGUAAUUAGCUACACUAGCUAGCGCGACCUGGUGUUCUGUGAACGAUGCACACUGGUCCUGGCGCUGCCUUUUCCAGUCUGCGAAAACAAUACUCUUGUUUUGAUAAGCCCCUUUGAACCACCCUAAGUGUGAUUUAUUAACGUAUGACUCUAGCUAGAAAGGUGUUCGGACAUUUUGUUUGGUAUUUAUUUUGCAUUAUUUUGAAUGCAUAUUUUAUUCGCCGGACAUAACGCUUUUCUUCUUGUUUUAGCGUGAGGCGCUGUCUGCCAGCUCCAUAGUUAGUGUAUGUGUCCGUUGCUUUUUUCCCUCUGUAUGUUUCUUAGGGCUACACAGCUAGCUUGCCAGUUGCUUAGUUAGCAGCAUUUAUUCGCUAGCUUACCGUGGUUAUUGACAUCGGCGAGCAGCACAAACCGUUUAUGAAUGUGGAACUGCUUUGGAAUUGUAUUUUUUAGGUUAACUAGCUGGCUGUAAUUAAUUACUAUCAGCCAGUGGCGUAUGAUUUGCGCUGGGGGUUUCAUUGUUAGCUAGCUAUCUGGCUAAUUGUGUGAAUUCGAUUGUGAGGAAAGGACCUAGGUUUCUUUGAAAGUAGCUAUGGAUGAUCAGACGCGAAUGCUGGCAGGUCUCGCCGGACUCGGCGGGUUAUCACAAGGCGACGUUGGCGACCCAGACUCUGUUAGAAAACAGCUCGGUCAACCGCAACAAGACAUUGGGGAUAUUCUACAACAGAUCAUGGCCAUCACAGACGAAAGCCUGGACGAGGCGCAGGCCAGAUGCUGGCCAGAGGAAUCGCCGGCGCACUGGGGCGGAUCAGAUGACCCUGCAGAGGGAGGGGAAGCUGGGGGGGGCACGGCAGGGGGUGGCCUGCCGCUCAACUUCCAGCACAGGAAACACGCCCUGAACUGUCACAGAAUGAAGCCCGCCCUCUUCAGCGUUCUGUGUGAGAUCAAAGAGAAGACGGUGCUGAGUAUCCGAGGCAUUCAGGAUGAGGACCCCCCAGACCCCCAGAUCAUGCGUCUGGACAACAUGCUGCUGGCCGAGGGCGUGUCUGGCCCAGAGAAGGGCGGGGGCUCAGCGGCGGCGGCGGCUGCAGCAGCGGCAGCAGGAGGGUCGCCCGGCGCCGACGGAGGCAUCGAACACUCAGACUACAGAGCCAAGCUGGCCCAGAUCAGACAGAUCUACCACUCUGAGCUGGAGAAAUAUGAACAGGCAUGCAGUGAGUUCACCAACCACGUGAUGAACCUCCUGAGGGAGCAGAGUCGCACGCGGCCCAUCUCUCCCAAGGAGAUCGAGCGCAUGGUGGCCAUCAUCCACCGCAAGUUCAGCUCCAUCCAGAUGCAGCUCAAACAGAGCACCUGCGAGGCCGUCAUGAUCCUACGCUCCAGAUUCCUCGACGCCAGGCGUAAGAGGCGUAACUUCAACAAGCAGGCUACAGAGGUUCUGAACGAGUACUUCUACUCCCACCUGUCCAAUCCCUACCCCAGUGAGGAGGCUAAAGAAGAGCUGGCCAAGAAGUGUGCCAUCACCGUCUCCCAGGUUUCUAAUUGGUUCGGCAACAAGAGAAUACGGUACAAGAAGAACAUUGGUAAGUUCCAGGAGGAAGCGAACCUCUACGCAGUUAAAACAGCGGUGGAUGCUGCCAGCGUGUCGGCGCAGGCUAGCCAGGCUAACUCUCCGGCGACACCCAACUCAGGGUCGUCAAGGUCAUACAGCUUGUCUCAUGCUGGCGACGCUGCUGCUGCCUACCUCGGCCUGCACCCCUUGAACCUCAACGGGGCUGGGGAGGCCGUCCUCAACAUCUCUCCCUCUCUGCAGCCCCAGGUGGAUACCCUGCACCGUGUUACACGCCUGACGGCAGGCUAUGAGGAGCUGACCACUAGCGCCCUCUACGCCCCACACCGCCUCGACACUAGCAACAGCUGGCAGGACAACACCCACCCCUCCUGUGUCACUUCUCCACCAGCCCCCCCUGGCAGUGUCCACUCUGACACCUCCAACUGAGACACCCCUCUUCCUCCACCCCAGAGACCUUUCUUUUGGGAUAUGCUCGGACUACCCACUUACACACACCCCCCCCAUCCUCCUUCCUGCCUACCUCUCCACUACCGGUCCGGACUGGGCAACCCAUGCCAGGCGCUGUGUAUACACACACAUACACACUCUCAAACACACACUUCUGUGGACUGUUAAGAUGGACAAGUGAACAGAAGACAUUUGCCUUCUACACUAGAGAAAUUCUGGAGGCUCGUUUUUGUCUUCAUAUUUAAUGAGGAGACUGACUAGCGCCUGAUCAUGACAUCAUAACCCCUCGCUGCCUCCAGGACCUUUGACCUUUGGGGAACUACUAACCCAACCUGGCUGUGUAGGGCAGGUGAUGAUCACUGUCUGUACAUUACCUGUGUAAAUGCUCAUGUCAACUCCACACAGUGUUCACAGCCUGUCCAUUACCUAUCCCUUGUGAGGUUCUGGUGUUGACGCGUGUGAUAGUGGUCACACACACACUCUGGCGAUACGGAUCACAAGACGAGCUCUGCUCACCUUGCUUGUACCAAAGUGAUGUCCUCUCUCCUCCUUCCCCCAACCUGAUAGUUUUCACCCCCCUUCUGUUCCUCUGAGAACCAACUGGUAACACAAAGACACCGCUGUUGUUUCUCCCAUCUUUUAGUAUUGAGCGAGUGCUUUAUAGGUCAGAUAUGCACACACCACCCACUUUUACAACCCCUCGUAUGGAACGUGGACACAGAUCUGUCAAGCACAAACUUUUGCACCUUUUUACAGGUGCCGUCUACCUGGUGACAGUAGCACUGGGGAGUUGAGCAGACAGUUGGCCUGAGGGCAGGACUGAAGAUGGAGUUGGGGAAUGAGCGAUCCUCUUUAGUCCUCCAGAGGUCGUUUCUAUUGCGUCCCCCUUCGGUUAGUCAUCAAAAGCUAUCGACUCUUUUGUAGGCGUUUACUUUCCUCUGUCAACUACUUUUAGUUGAUUGUAGCCUUUUUCUUUCUAAUGUUGUUUCACAAAGAAAUGCACCAGCCACCAAAUAAACAGUUUGUUUAUAGAACUUAAAUGUGGUGUUGGGACGGUGAAAUGGGUGGAAUGAAAUAUGUUUUGGGGCAGAGAUGGCUAUUUCAUUGGGGGGACAAAAUGUGACAUGAAAAUAUUUGUGACAGUCUUCCAAUGCAUGUAGGCUUUUUAGGUGUUCAGUGAUGGCUCUCAUUUAAAUAUUCAAGUUAUUUAGCUUCUUCACUUUUGUUUUCUCAAAGAUACAGACCAAAAAGGAGUAAUGCGUUAUGCUGUAUGUACAGAGUUUCUUAGACGUUUCAAUCGGGAUGGCUUAAUGAACACCGCCCAGCCUUGCUGUAUUCAUUAGGAACGGAACUGGCUGAAGCGGAGGGACUUACCUAAAUUUGUCCAACAAGAAAAAUAUAUAUAUUUUUUUUGUUGCCAUUGCUAAACAUUUUUGCUACGGUACAAAACAUUUCACUUUCGGUGUACACUAAUGAAUAGGACCCUGGGUUUAUACUCCACCAAAUGGUCUCUGGAUCAGAACUUUCCUGGGGGCGUGCACCGAAGUGCGUGAAGUCAGAGGUUAUGGAGUACAUUCAGCCUUUACAUUUUUUAAAAAUCAGUUAGUCUUUGGUAUAUUUAACAACUGUGGCCUCCCCACUAGCAGGGUAUUGUUCAGUAGGGCGAAAACAUUUUUAAACCGAGUGGUACGGGUAGAUGCUACUACCUGAACUUAUCCAAUAGGAAUGCGUGUUUUUGGUUGCAAACCGUUUUGCUACGUUGUGCCCUACUGAACAGGACUCGGGUGGAAGUCCCUGGUCCAGACAGGGCUUAAACUCUCAUCUACUCAUAAUAAUCUGUCUUGCUCACAGGCCACACUACAACUUUGCAUCGUACCAAAAAUACCAGUUAUCAAGAUGAUUAUAUUUCACACACACACAAGUUGGUGAAUAAAAAGUUUUCCGUUUUGGGGUAGAGGGAAUGGCCUCAUGUCGUUUAAGUUUGCGGUUCUAUGGGGGGGCUGUUUGUCUGUCACACCAGUGCUAAAGAAUUGAUUGUAUUGUUGCUGUGGAGACGACAGAGCAUCGUUGCCGUAGAGAGCACUUGUUCCAUGGGAAGGCAUGUUGUUUUCUCCCUUUACUCCAUCUCAGAAUCUGCUGGUAAAAAAUGGAUCCUAUUGGUUUAGCUCUAUGAUUUGGCCAAUCAGCAAGGGCUUUACUCUGUUAACUGUUACCAAAAAGGUACCACUGGUUUUAUUACGAUAAACAAGGUAGUCUUCAGUUUCUCUGAUUUCAUUUCCUUUUAUUUUCAUUCAGCUUAAAAUUGUUAUUUACAAUCAUACAUCAACUGUUAAGAGUACCGGGCAUUUUGAUAAAGGACAAACUAUAUAUUAAACAGAUAUACAUACAUCGUUACAGAGAACUCUUAUAUUGUAUUACCCAAAUUAGUGUCCUUGUUUACUGUUAUUAUAAACAUUUCAUAUAGCUUAUUAUAUCUUACCACUACUACACCAAAUUAGUCUUGUCUUUUUCUACCAGUCGUAAAUGGAUGUCACUGUACAGAUUGUGGAAUGUUCGUUUCUCUUUUUAUAAACCCUCUGCUUUAUUUUUGGGUGAGUUGCCUGAUUGUUUGGUCUUUAAUGUUCUCCUGAGGUUGGGGUCAAGUUCAUUAUUUUUUGAAUGAUUAUUUGCAUAUUUUAACUUGGUCUUUUUGUUAAUUUAGGUUAUGGGUAUUGUAGUUUUGUUUGGUACUGUGUGAAUUCCAAUUGGAACUUCUGUGAAACCGCAUUUUAGCAAUAACCGCUGAAUUAAUGCCAGCGCCAUUGUUGGCCAUCUUGCUAGCAUAUACCGUGAAUGCAUUUAAUCAGCCCUUACCUCAACUGGGGAACAAAGUCUCUUUCUCUCACAUUUUUAGAAAUCCCUUAUCCAUUUAACUUCGGCCAUUUUGUCUGGAUUGACCCUAUUUUAUUUUUUAUAUUUUGUUUUCUCCCAGUAUUUUAUACUAACGAUACAGUUAAACGUAAAAAUGGAGCUAUUCCUAUACAGGUUGAGCCAAUAGUGAGUCACCUACUGUAGGAUUCUACCACAGAAUAUUCUAUCUGCGACCGUAGAAUUCCACAGCACCAAAUCAAACGAUACAUUAAACCCUUUUAAUGUGUCACUUUGUUUUGUUAGUAUCUUUGUAUAUUGCUCCCUCUUCUUUGUCCCCUUGUAUUUUAAAUACCCCCUCUCGUCUCUACCUCUGUCUCUUGUAUAUAAAACCCCACUGUUUCAAGACCUGCGAGUCUGUACGAACUUAUUUUAUACCUCAACUUUAGAAUUGUUCUAGAACGAGUAAAAAGAAUGACAAGUUGUAGUGUUCCUUAUUAGAUGAAAAAAAAUGAAUAAAAUUGUGCUUUUCAUUA
Messenger RNA from Oncorhynchus tshawytscha (Chinook salmon), 6085 nucleotides. It is a transcript of the gene pbx4, whose product is annotated as pre-B-cell leukemia transcription factor 4. Gene Ontology annotation, molecular function: DNA-binding transcription factor activity, RNA polymerase II-specific; RNA polymerase II cis-regulatory region sequence-specific DNA binding. Gene Ontology annotation, cellular component: nucleus. The record is from RefSeq and is a predicted model, not a curated record. The transcript is spliced from 10 exons. NCBI's taxonomy places the organism in Eukaryota, Metazoa, Chordata, Actinopteri, Salmoniformes, Salmonidae. Gene Ontology annotation, biological process: embryonic organ development; neuron development; regulation of transcription by RNA polymerase II. The coding region runs from base 1275 to 2681 and encodes 468 amino acids.